AUGGCGCAGUUUCAGAGCGACGAGCUGGAGUAUGUCGUCGAUGACUACUUCGACGUCGCUGAGUUCGAAGACAACGACGCUUUUGCUGAGAACCAGCUCCGUGGGAGCCAAGAUGCCGACUCAGACUUUGAGGACGACUUUGAUGAGAGCAAGGUGAAGACUGAUACUUCUGCUAUGGAAGCUAGAAACGGGAAAGACAUACAGGGAAUUCCAUGGGAGAGGCUUAACUUCACCAGAGAUAAGUAUCGUGAGACACGAUUGAAGCAGUACAAGAACUACGAGAGCCUCUCUCGCCCUCGUCAAGACCUCGAAAAGGAGUGCUUGCAAGUAGAGAUGGGGAAGACCUUCUAUGACUUUCACUACAAUACAAGGAUUGUCAAGUCUACAAUUGUCCAUUUCCAGCUGAGGAAUUUGUUAUGGGCCACAUCAAAGCACGAUGUAUACCUUAUGCAGAACUUUUCAGUAAUGCACUGGUCCUCUUUGCUCAGGAGAGGGAAAGAAGUACUCAAUGUAUCAAAACCAAUUGUGCCUACUGAGAAACGACCUGGGUUGUUGGCUCAGCCACUCUCUAGAGUGCAGAUAAGCACUAUGGCUGUUAAGGAAAACUUAUUGGUUAUUGGGGGCUUCCAAGGCGAGCUCAUCUGUAAGCACAUCAAUCAACCUGGAGUUGCUUUCUGCUCAAAAGUAACAACAGAUGACAAUGCCAUCACAAAUGCAGUGGACAUUUUCCAAAGCCCUACUGGGUCAAUGAGGGUAAUGGCUGCAAACAACGAUGCUCAAGUUAGAGUUUUUGAUGUCCAAAAUUUUGCUUGCCUAAAUCAAUUCUCCUUUGAUUGGUCCGUAAAUAACACAUCUGUUAGUCCAGACGGUAAGCUGGUUGCAGUUCUUGGUGAUAGUGCAGACUGCUUGAUUGCUGAUGCCCAGUCUGGAAAAGCCAUUGGAAACCUCAAAGGACACUUAGACUAUUCCUUUUCCUCUGCGUGGCACCCGAACGGACAAAUUUUGGCUACUGGGAAUCAAGACACUACUUGCAGGUUAUGGGACAUAAGGAACCUCUCAGAGUCCCUCACUGUGUUGAAGGGAAGGAUGGGAGCAAUAAGAGCCAUUAAGUUCAGCUCCGAUGGCCGGUUCAUGGCCAUGGCUGAGCCAGCAGACUUUGUUCACAUCAUGGAUACCCAGUCCGGGUACAUCAAGGGACAAGAGAUUGAUCUGUUUGGUGAGAUUGCCGGAAUAUCCUUUAGCCCCGACACUGAAGCUCUGUUUGUUGGGAUCGCUGAUCGCACAUAUGGUAGCGUAUUAGAGUUCAACAAGAGGCAUCACAACCAAUAUCUGGAAGCAGUGUUCUAG
Molecule: messenger RNA, 1347 nt
Organism: Prunus armeniaca (apricot)
Lineage: Eukaryota; Viridiplantae; Streptophyta; Magnoliopsida; Rosales; Rosaceae
Source: the annotation of a GenBank genome assembly